Molecule: messenger RNA, 746 nt
Organism: Cokeromyces recurvatus
Lineage: Eukaryota; Fungi; Mucoromycota; Mucoromycetes; Mucorales; Mucoraceae
Exons: 1
Coding region: 265-603 (112 amino acids)
Source: RefSeq, a predicted model, not a curated record
AAUAAGUAUUAUUAAAACUGAAUAUUAUGCUGUGAAGUACAAUAGACUAGUUUUGUUUAAAUAACCUCUUUAUUAUUUAAAUAAAUGAUAGUUUAUUUCUAUUAACUUAGUUGUAAGGACAACUACGAUCAUAACAAUAACGAUAAUGACAAUUCAAAACUUGUUCCUUUUCUUGGUGUUGGUGUUCCUGCUUCCUUGGCCCGUAACGAACACUUUAUCCUUUUUUCGCCCGUUGAAGCUGCUAAAACCAUAUCAUGUACUCGCAUGCUUCGUGACUACCAACGAAAGCAGAGCUUAAAUAAAUGGUGCUUCAAGUCCGUAUACUUUGUGAAUAAACAUUUUCACACACCAUUGCCUUUAGAAUUGCACCUUGAUUUCGACGGAUAUGUAUUUAUUGCGUCAAAGUUUCUUUAUUUGACAGCAACUCAGGCGAUUUCGAUGGAGGAAGUAGUUUCUUUGAGGAGGUCUUUACACUUGCUGAAAUAUUGGAAAGAUUUAGGAUUUGAAGAGGCCCCCACCUCAGAGCAAGUUAUUUCCAAAAUCGAAGAAAACAGGGCCACAAAAAAAUGUAAAAAACUGUCUGAAUCAAAAUGUAUGUUUUGAGUACAAAAGACAAGGAAAGAGAAAACAGAAAAGACAAGUCUGUGAAGACUCGGUAUAGUUUAUUGAAUGAAAAAUAAUACAAAAACUGUACAAGAAGAAAAUAAUAUGGAAAAAUGAUAAGGGCUAUUUAUAUGUUUUGCCAG